ACUGGAUGGCAUCAUCUUGCAUCCAAACCCAGUUGCUGUGAUCUGUUCACUGAACCUGGACGCCUUCUAGUUUCUCCUCGCGGCUUCAGGCCAUGCGGCACCCAUUUUCCCGCCUUUAAAAGGAGACCAAAAUGUGAAGAGACCCGGAGCAGCUUUGAACCUUGGCCGUUCUUGCGACACUGUACAUUGUGUAUUGUGAGGACGAUCGAUAGGACGGCGGCGGCCAUGGACGCCAGCGAGGCGAUGAGGCGGAACGCCGAGCUGGAGAAGGCGGCGGCGGAGGCGGCAGCGAGGGAGGAGCGGCUGCGGCGGGAGCUGGAGGCGGCGCUGGCGAGGCUGGCCGUCGCGGAGGAGGCCGAGGAGCGGCUGUGCGUGCAGCUCGGCGAGCUGGAGGCCGAGGCGGUGGCGGAGGCCGUCGAGUACCAGCAACAAGUCCGGGAGCUCUCCGAGCGGCUCGCCCUCAUGGACGCCGUCCUCCGCUCCUCCGGCCACCGCCGCAGCGCCCUCGCCGCCGGCACAGACUGACCGUCGACCAGCUCUCACUGAACCAUGUACGUUUCUUUUUUUCUUCUUCUUCUUUGCGUUAAUCCGAUCGAUCGAUGGCAUGAAGAAGCUGCUGUGUGUUUGGAUAUGUGAAUUAAAGAAAGAAAUUUACCUGAGAUUGUACAUUAUGAAAGAGAUCAGGCGAUGCUGAUCGUUCAGAUUUCCAAAGGCCAAAAGCUGUAAUUGUCGGGAGUAAACAGGGCCAAGAACUGUUCGUCGACUUUAAUUUAUUGGGAGAAAACUCGACUUGGAUUAAA
Molecule: messenger RNA, 800 nt
Organism: Oryza brachyantha (malo sina)
Lineage: Eukaryota; Viridiplantae; Streptophyta; Magnoliopsida; Poales; Poaceae
Exons: 1
Biological process (GO): cellular oxidant detoxification
Source: RefSeq, a predicted model, not a curated record